Gekko japonicus is the source of this 1368-nucleotide messenger RNA. RefSeq names its product synaptotagmin 5 (gene SYT5). The record is from RefSeq and is a predicted model, not a curated record. The transcript has 10 exons. The coding region runs from base 70 to 1323 and encodes 417 amino acids. Lineage: Eukaryota; Metazoa; Chordata; Lepidosauria; Squamata; Gekkonidae. Gene Ontology annotation, biological process: regulation of dopamine secretion; calcium ion-regulated exocytosis of neurotransmitter; regulation of calcium ion-dependent exocytosis. Gene Ontology annotation, molecular function: syntaxin binding; phosphatidylserine binding; calcium ion binding. Gene Ontology annotation, cellular component: synaptic vesicle membrane; axon; dense core granule.
AGCCGUCCGGCAAGAAGGAUCCCGGGCAGCCCCUUGGGAAAGGAAACGAGAACAACCAAAGGCUGAACGAUGAACGAGGCCCGGAGGUCAGCCAUGGUGGCUCCGGAGGUGACGGAGCCCCAGCAGGAGUCGUCCCUCAAUGCCACCGAGAUGCCCAGCAAAGAGAACGUCUUUUCAGACAUGAAGGACAAGUUCAUGAACAAACUGGGCAAGCUACCAAUCCCGCCCUGGGCUUUGGCCUCCAUCCUCAUCGUGGCUGCCCUCCUCCUCCUCUGCUGCUGCUUCUGCGCCUGUAAGAAAUGCUGCGGCAAAAAGAAGAAAGGCAAGAAAGGCAAAGACAAAGUGAAGGCCCAGAUCAACAUGAAGGAGGUGAAGGAGCUGGGGAAGAGCUACAUCGAUAAGGCUGUCCAGCCUGAGAUAGAGGACUUGGACCCAUCUCUGCUGCAGGAGCCCAAGGAAGAAAAACCUCAGGAGAAACUGGGGAAACUUCAGUACUCACUUGACUAUGACUUCCAAAGCACCCAGCUGGUGGUGGGCAUUUUACAAGCCGCUGACCUCCCAGCGUUGGACAUCGGGGGCACCUCUGACCCUUAUGUCAAAGUCUUCCUGCUACCGGAGAAGAAGAAGAAAUUUGAGACCAAAGUCCAUCGCAAAACCCUCAACCCCACAUUCAAUGAGUCGUUCACUUUUAAGGUUCCGUAUUCAGAACUGGGGGGCAAGACCCUCGUCAUGGCCGUCUACGACUUUGACCGCUUCUCCAAACACGAUGCCAUCGGUGAGAUCCGCAUCCCCAUGAACACUGUGGAUUUGGCCCACGUGAUUGAGGAAUGGCGGGACCUGCAGUCAGCAGAGAAGGAAGAGCAUGAGAAGCUGGGAGAUGUUUGCUUUUCACUGCGGUACGUCCCCACGGCUGGGAAGCUGACAGUCAUUGUGCUCGAAGCCAAAAACCUCAAAAAGAUGGAUGUGGGGGGGCUGUCAGACCCCUAUGUUAAAAUCCACCUCAUGCAGGGAGGGAAACGUAUCAAGAAGAAGAAAACAACUAUAAAGAAAAAUACCCUGAAUCCCUAUUACAAUGAGUCCUUCAGUUUUGAGGUGCCUUUUGAACAAAUCCAGAAAGUCCAGGUCGUUCUGACAGUCCUCGAUUAUGACAAACUGGGCAAGAAUGAAGCUAUCGGGAAGGUCUUUGUGGGAUGCAAUGCAACAGGGGCCGAGCUGCGCCAUUGGUCUGACAUGCUGGCCAAUCCACGGAGACCCAUUGCCCAGUGGCACACACUGCAACCUGAAGAAGAGGUGGAUGCGGUGGUGGGCAUAAAGACCUCUUGAUGCCCCUUUCCUCUUGGCCAAAACCUGCGGCAACAGUUCCUUCUC